Lasiosphaeria miniovina is the source of this 1980-nucleotide messenger RNA. RefSeq lists its product as uncharacterized. NCBI's taxonomy places the organism in Eukaryota, Fungi, Ascomycota, Sordariomycetes, Sordariales, Lasiosphaeriaceae. The transcript has a single exon. Bases 389 to 1873 code for a protein of 494 amino acids. The record is from RefSeq and is a predicted model, not a curated record.
UGGCCCUGGGGGCAGUGGCAUGGGUGCUAGGGGUGCGCCCAAAUGCCGAUGUCAUCCACUUCGGGCGGCCCCAUCCGCGACUGUGCAUCCAACCUCUCCAGCUCGAUCCUCAAGGGCAUAGCACAGCACAGCACAGCACCACGCGCCGCAUUGCAUUGAGAGCCGCCUUUCUUUCUCCGACCUCGCCGCGCUGCCAGGGAAGCUUCUUAGAAGCUUGAUCGCCGCAUGCGCUCGCUGAUGGAGCAACAAGCCAUGGCGAAUUCCUGAUUGCCCGCUGCAGACUCGGCCGCCACGACAAACCUUGUCUUGGGGCCGCGUCCUGUCCGCGUGCCCCCCGACACGUUAAGGCGCCUUUCAGAAUUGAUAUCGGAGAGGCUUAAACUAUACUAUGGAGCGGCCGCCUUCGCCACUGCCGCUGGCGCCCCCGCCGCGUAGUGACGAUGCAGCGCCUCCUUCAAAUCCCAAUCCCAAUCCCAAUCGGCCAUGGGCACCCACUCGCAAACGAAGCGCCUCAGGCGCCGCCGGCCUCCUCUCUAAGAUCCCCUUCAUGCGCUCCUCAGCCGAGCAUCUCCGUCCUCGAUCCCGCCGUAGCGCUGACGGCAACGAGUCGGCCGUCUCCGUCCAGCAGCAGCAGCAGCAGCCCACCUUUCCCCCCACACCUUCUUUCCGCACAAUUCCCGCUGACGCUCGCUCCCACGCCCACGCCUACGCUCACGUCGGGAACGGCACCGCCGCUGCCGAGCCCCCUCCCGUUGCUCUUGCCGUCCUCCAGCAGCAGAAGACGCGCCGCCGCCGCGGCUCCCUGCGCAAAGUCGCCUUGCUUGGCCGCGGUGCCCAGCGCGAGAGACGAGAGGGCCGCGCCUUGGCCAUUGACACCAGAUAUCAUCAGCUGGAUGGGACCCUUGCAGUGGGUCAAGAAGAGAUUGCUACGGGACCAGGCGUCGUCGUCUCGAGCCUGAAUCCAUUCACUGCGUUCGACAAGAACGGUUUCCCCGUGGGCUUUGACGACGGAGACGGGGCCCUAGGCCUAGGUAUCUCUGACAUCACGCCCCGCCCGAGUAUGGACGGGUAUGCUAGUCGAUCCGCUGCCGCCGCCGCAUUGAAUCAAGGUACCACCCCGGCCGCUCUUUCAGUACCCACAGUGGUGGCAAACACGCUGCCAGACAUUGCUGCUGCGACUGAUUCGUCCGUCACGAGUUCGAGCGUCAGCUAUAGCACAACUGACGACGAAGACGGCCUGCACAUGUCGCGCACUGGUAGUAACGGCGGUGGCGGACCCGGCAGCUCCUCGCGUCCCUCCACAAAUCCCUCUUUAUCUUUAUCCUCAUCGCCCAGCACAAGCAUCCUAAGACCCGAGCGGGCGUCACUCUCCUCCGGCUCCGAGGGCUACUUCCCAACACUGCAACACACACACACACACGCACACCCGCGCCCGCUAGGGCUAAGCAGCGGCUCCACGGGCGGCGGUGGAUCAGUCGCACUUACUUCCAUGCAGCGGCGCCGCAACACCAUCCAGCGCGCCAAGUCUCCCCUGGCGCUGACGAGCCUGGCCGGACUCUCAACAACGCCGCUGCCCCCGCCCGACGCCGACUGGGAUUAUUCCGAGACCGAGUGGUGGGGCUGGGUCGUCCUAGUGGUGACGUGGACCGUCUUCGUCACGGGCAUGGGGUCCUGCCUCGGCGUCUGGACCUGGGCCUGGGACGUCGGCACUACCCCCUACGCGCCCCCCGAGCUGGAGAACGACCCGACCCUGCCCAUCGUCGGCUACUACCCCGCCCUGCUGAUCCUGACGGGCGUCAUGGCUUGGGUGUGGGUCGUAGUCGCCUGGGUGGGCAUGAAGUAUUUCAGGCACGCCCGUGUGAACGGGGACUAAAACACAGCCGAUCACCCAUUGCGUGUGAAAUACGGACUCAUCCGUUGUAUAUAUCAAUAUUGCCGUCUAUACAUGAUACGUGUAUAUAUAUAUCUCUUCUUCGGUGG